Brassica napus (rape) is the source of this 1342-nucleotide messenger RNA. RefSeq names its product protein SCO1 homolog 2, mitochondrial. Gene Ontology annotation, biological process: mitochondrial respiratory chain complex IV assembly. The record is from RefSeq and is a predicted model, not a curated record. The transcript is spliced from 6 exons. NCBI's taxonomy places the organism in Eukaryota, Viridiplantae, Streptophyta, Magnoliopsida, Brassicales, Brassicaceae. Bases 75 to 980 code for a protein of 301 amino acids.
AUGACUUGGAAACAAAAAAUCUAGAAGAAAAAAUACAAUGUUUGUUGCUCGCCGUCUUCAUCUUUCCUGCAAAUAUGGUGCUGCAAAUAUUCUCAGAGGGAAAAGGAUUCAAUCAUUCAAUUACAGUAAAUCAACAAAACGGAGCAGUGGAAAGACAGAUGUUAACCCUCAGUUGCUUACAGGAACUCAAACUUAUCCACGCUCACGUCUUCGUUAUGCUGCUGUAUUUAGCUUUUAAAACUUUUUGUUGCUUUCAUUUGUUUUUGAAUUAUUUAGAUCUAUUCUCUGUUAAUAAAAAAAAACUAUUCGAUGCUAUAUGUUUCCUUUUACUUCAGCCAGCACUCGUGCUUGGGUUUACUGGAUUCAUCGGGUUUCUUCAUUACAACGACGAAAGGAGAGCUGUUCCUAAAGGUAUAACAAGCAGCAAUAGCGGUUGUGGUUGUGGUUCUAAUACAACUGUCAAAGGUCCGAUCAUCGGAGGUCCAUUCACGCUUAUGAGUACACAAAACAAGAUUGUCACCGAGAAAGAGUUUUGUGGUCAAUGGGUUCUGCUCUACUUUGGAUACUCGUUUUCCCCCGAUGUUGGACCGGAGCAGUUGAAAAUGAUGUCCACAGCAGUUCAUCCAUUAGAGUCUAAUCAUGACCAGAAGAUUCUGCCUGUCUUUGUCACUCUUGACCCUCUACGAGAUACACCUUUUCAUCUCCAUGCCUACUUGAAAGAAUUUGACAGUAGGAUACUUGGACUGACUGGAUCCGCAAGUGCAAUUAGGCAAAUGGCGCAAGAGUAUCGUGUUUAUUUCAAGAAGGUCCAAGAAGAUGGUGACGAUUAUCUCGUUGGUACUUGUCACAACAUGUACUUGUUGAAUCCAAAGAUGGAGGUUGUCAGAUGCUUUGGGAUUGAGUAUAAUCCAGCUGACCUCUCACGAGAGGUUCUUAAAGAAGUUACUUCCGUUUCAUAUAUAGCUAGUGACGCAUUUUGAGAAUACCCAAAGAGAGCUGUUCACAGAAAGAAACCUCUAAGAUGUUUUGAAUAUUUUGGUCUACUGGUCGAGAACCUUGUUUCCGUUUCUCUGGAGAAUAGCGAUUUUAUAUUGGUUAGUUCACUAAUUUAGUGUGUAUUAUAAGUUUUAAUAAAUUAAUAUGAAGUUUUAAUAAAUUAAUUGAUAAAAAAUUAGAAGUUUAGAACGUUGCUCAUGUACUAUGAAAGAUAAUUUAACAUACAUUAAUACAAAUGAAGAAUGUGAUUAUAAAUUUUAAAACAACAGUGAAGAAUAUAGGUUUCAGAAUAUAUAACAUUUACCAAAAAACCUUAAUAUUUUCGUAAGGGUAUAUAUAGAUUUUG